This is a messenger RNA of Macrosiphum euphorbiae (potato aphid), 2592 nucleotides long. Lineage: Eukaryota; Metazoa; Arthropoda; Insecta; Hemiptera; Aphididae. The record is from the annotation of a GenBank genome assembly.
AUGGACAAUAUGGACGACCCUUCUCAAGGAGCGGACAUAUGCAGGGUGUGCCGAUCAGAAGGCAUGCCAGAACGGCCACUGUUUCAUCCUUGCAUAUGUACAGGCAGCAUUAAGUAUAUACAUCAAGAGUGCUUGGUACAAUGGAUGCGUUACAGUCGUAAAGAGUAUUGUGAGCUCUGUAGCUAUCGAUUUUCGUUCACCCCCAUCUAUGCUCCAGACAUGCCUCGACGAUUACCUAUUAAAGAUGUCGCUGCUGGUAUCACUUCAAGUGUUUUGACUGGAAUAAAAUAUUGGUUGCAUUUUACUUUGGUUGGACUGGCUUGGCUAUGCGUUGUGCCUUUUACAGCAUGUAGGAUUUACCGAAGCCUGUUUAAUGGUUCUUUUGAUGCUGUGAUGUCAUUGCCUCUUGAUAUGUGGUCAUCAAAGAACAUUUCUGGGGAUAUAUUUCAUGGCUGUUUUGUUGUGACUUGCACAUUGUUUGCAUUUAUUGGAUUAAUUUGGCUACGUGAACAAAUAUUACAUGGUGGUGGUCCAGAUUGGUUAGAAAGAGAUGAACCUAAUAACCAACAACAACUUAAUGUACUGUUACCUCCCAUUCCUGAAGAAAAUCCUGUAGAAGAGAUUGAAGGAGAACUUCGUCAAGAAAAUGGAAAUCAAGUAGAUGAAGGACAUUGGAAUCCAAUAGAUUGGGGAGAUCGGGCUGCUGAAGAUUUGACUUGGGAACGACUUUUAGGAUUAGAUGGUUCAUUGGUGUUUUUAGAACAUGUGUUUUGGGUGGUAUCUAUGAAUGCAUUAUUUAUAUUGGUGUUUGCAUUUUGUCCAUACCAAAUGGGUAAUCUGGCAAUUACUGCAAUGGCUUUACAAGAUAAGGUAGCUGCUUCACAUUUUGAAGGUUUGGUCACCACACUAUGCGGAUACUGUCUCAUUGGUAUGUGUUUGUUGAUCAUGCACACCUUUGCAACUAUUAUAGGAUUUAGACGAUCCAAACGUAUAAUUGGACUUAGCUAUAUUGUUGUAAAAGUAUCCUUAUUAUCAGUUGUUGAAAUUGGUGUACUGCCUUUAGUAUGCGGUUGGUGGUUGGACAUAUGUUCGUUGUCAAUGUUUGACACAAGUUUCAAAGAUAGGCUAGCAAGUUUCCGUUUGGCUCCUGGUACCUCCAUGUUCAUCCAUUGGCUGGUUGGAAUGGUGUAUGUGUAUUAUUUUGCUUCAUUUGUACUACUCCUUCGAGAAGUUGUCCGACCUGGUGUAUUAUGGUUCUUGCGAAAUCUAAACGAUCCAGAUUUUAGCCCUAUUCAAGAACUAAUACAACAAGGCAUGGUGCAACAUGGGCGAAGGCUCAUUGCGUCAGCUAUGAUAUUUGGUACGGCUGUAUUUCUUGUUGUAUGGCUGCCGAUACGAAUUCUGAAAUUUAUUUGGCCAACAUUUUUGCCAUAUAAUGUAACUUUACACAGCGAUUCCGUUAAUGAAUUGUCCAUGGAGCUAUUACUUCUCCAGGUUGUAUUACCAGCCCUACUGGAACAAACACACACUCGUAACUGGCUGAAAAUGGGCAUUCGUUUCUGGUGUCUUGUUGUCUCACAUUUUCUUGGAAUAAAGUCAUAUCUACUUGGUGAUGGGGAAGAACUACCUCCCGUCGUGGCGCCAAUACAUCCGCCCGCAGCUGAUUUAGGAGCAGCUCACGAGGGGUUGUUAAGACGUGGUGGACCUGUAGGUUUUCGACCUUACACUCGACCCACUAAUUUUGCUAUACGCCUGAUCGCCUUACUCGUCCUAGUAGCACUAUCUGUAGUCGUAAUCAGUUUGUCGAUCAUCACAAUACCUGUAUGGUUGGGUCGUUUAGCCAUGUCAUUUUGGCCAGCAUUACUGCCGUCUACGCCAGAACCAUCUCAGUUGCCCAACAUACAUGAACUGUAUACUGCAGCUUGUGGCACAUAUAUAUGUUGGUUAUCAGUACGUGCUGUUUGUUUUAUUGCGGGAUGGCUGCCAGAAGGACGUACUGUUGUCAUCAAUCGAUUAAAGUUUUGGCUAAAAAUUAGUUCAAAAGCAAUGGUCGCUUUUAUCGUGCUACUCGGUAUAAUACCGUUUUUAUUUGGUCUACUCUUGGAGCUCGUUAUGGUAGUACCGUUCCGAGUGCCUUUGCACCAGACACCUGUACUCUGGGCAUGGCAAGACUGGGCACUGGGAGUUUUAUAUAUGAAAAUUGCAUGCGCCAUAACCCUUAUGGGACCCGAUUGGUCUCUAAGGCGAGCCAUUGAACGUACAUACAGAGACGGCUUCAUGCGUUUGGAUCUCAAGUUAAUGAUGCAAGACCUAGCUGUACCCGUGAUUGCCGUUCUCAGUUUGUUCCUAGCGGUACCCUAUGUGAUUGCAUACUCUGUAAUACCACUUAUCGUCAAAAAUCAUGGCACACGACUGCUGAUCGCUAGGAGAAUAUAUCCAACACUUAUGCUCACUAUGGCCAUUGUUAAGGGGAUGAUGAUGCAAGUGCGUCAAUUCAAAAGACUCUACGAACACAUUAAAAAUGAUAAAUAUUUAGUGGGUAGAAGACUUGUAAAUUAUAACCAUACAAAUGCGGUUUCGGGUCAAAAUUAG